AUGGAAGACUUGAAUUUCAAUCAAGCGAUAGAUCGCUUGGUGAAAUGGUAUCAAGUCAUGCGGGUGGAAUUAUUGGAGGAAGAUGAGCUUGAGCAAGAGCUCAAAUGUCGCGACGUGAUACUAUCAGGUUUGGAUUUAUCUCGGAAAAGGAAAUGCUUGCGAGAUGCACUAAAAAGGGAAAAGGAAUCCGGUUUAAAAUUAAGUGCCUUAAGCCUAAGAACCGAUCCCGAGAAUGAGCGGGAACUUUGCUUAAUUAAAUUUAAUCAAUUAAAAACACUUUUUAAAUCAAGCAGUACGGAUGAAUCACAGAAAAGGAUUUGCUUAGCCCGUCUAGCCCAUGUGGGUACACGAGUGGCUACCCUUCUGUGUUCGUCGCGUGGUUCACCUAAUCUCCUAACGCAGAUGCAAAAUAUGUUGGUUGAGUUAGUCCAACUCUUGCAAUCUGCCUACGAUCCAUCGGGUAUCGCGACGCAGGAAAUCGUGGUCCAAAAUCCAUCGCAGGCUAUCACUGAGGCAAACACCAACACGGAGGUCGAGCUUCCAUCACCCUCUGUUCUGGGCCAGGACGACCUAGAUUGGAUCCACAGCUUGCAGGCGAGGAUAGUUGGCCUAGAAGAAGAAUUGGCAAAACGAAAAGAAGGAAGAGAAGUUGAGACUCAAACGGAACAAGAAGUGUUCAAUAUUUCGAACCCACUGGAAAGAGAUUUCAGAAAUCAUUCUGAAAACUUUUCUGCUAUCUCCAGUUUUCAGAACAAUUCUUUCCCUCAAAUUUCCCUUAAUCCUACUUAUCCUCAACAAAAUUUAUCUUACCAUCAAAUUACCAAUCCUUAUCCAUACUUAACAGCAAAUAUUUCUCAAUCCCACAGUGAAAAUAAACUUCCGAAUAUUCAGUCCCACCAGCCCACAGUUUCAAAUUUUCAUCUGAACCACCCUAGCAAUCCUCAAAACCCUUUUCCCACUCCUACCAAUCAAAUUCCGGUAAAUUCUACCAACCCCCAUCAAUCCCUUCCUAAUGUGAAUUUCUCACAUAAUGUCGGACAACAAAAUCAUCCCUGGUCAAACUUUUGUCCAAAUCCGAAUCCUUCUCAGCCUCAGCUCCCAUAUAACGCAUUUCCAGGCCAGUACCAGGGACCAUCCGGUCAACCUCAAGGACAUUGGGGAUCACCUUACGGGAAUCCAGGGUUUUCUCAUCAGUUUCAGACACCUUUUCAUUCCCGACAUACUUUGCCAGUAUCCAAAUGGAAUAUUGCAAAGUACAGCGGAGAUGAUCAAGGGUUGAAACUGAAUGAAUUCCUGGAAGUCGUUUACGCUCUGUCCAUGGCAGAAAGGGUAUCCGAUCAAGAGCUAUUUGAAUCGGCUGUACAUUUGUUUUCUGGAUCUGCCCUUAAAUGGUAUAUGACACAGCGAUCUAUGGGCCGUCUUGUCAGUUGGCAGCAUCUGGUUUUCGAACUCCGCAGAACGUAUAUGCACCCAGACUUGGACGCUCUCAUCAAAAUGAAAGUGUACCAAAGGCGUCAACGGCAGCAGGAGUCUUUCCACGAAUUUUACAGCGAGAUAGAGAAGCUGAUCCGAACGAUGAGUGUCCCGAUACCAGAAUUCGAGAAAAUUCAAAUCCUCCAGCAAAACAUGAGGAUGGACUACAAAAAGUUCAUGGCUUUCAUUCCCAUUGUGAACUUGGAGUCCUUACUCGCAGCGGGUCAGAAGCUUGAUGCGCUUAAUUUUUCUGCGUAUAGCAAGGUGUUCGGCUCUGAUAAGGUGGUUCACGUGAUCGAAGACGAAGAUCUGGAGCAGUCGAGGUCGACCAAAACCAAGAAGCAGGCUUCAAGCUCUGAUUUCGUCGUACCGGUCCAGCAACAUCCAAGGGGUAAUUCAGCGGGUCCCACAGUUAAUGUUGUUCCGAAGAACCAGAACCAGUUCGCGCAAAAUUUACCUGGCCCGUCACGGCAAAUAAACAGUAAGCCUACAGCAGUCGGGGAACCAUCUGGCAGUCAGUCGCAACCUCAACUCACGUUGGAGAUGGUGGUAAACAACCACAAGCCUCCUCCAUCAAAUCGUUGCUACAACUGCAAUCGGGAGGGACAUCAUGCAGCAAUUUGCCGUCAACCACCAAUCAUCGUCUGCUUCAAAUGCGGGCUUCGUGGAUUUCCGACUGCUAUGUGUCCGUAUUGUUUAAAAAACCACGAUAUCCAGAUUCAUGAUAUCCCCGUUUGUGCUCUACUAGACAGUGGCAGCAAUUACACCUUGAUUAACCAGAGAGUAUUCCACAAGACAAGGCACGGGAAGUUGAGUCCACUGACCAAAUCGCUGGAUCUCCGUUCAGCUAGUGGUGAUUCGAUGGAAAUUUUAGGCCAGGCUUUUCUGCCUAUCCAGUUUGAUGGACAAACCAAAGUCAUCACCACUCUGGUAGUGGCUAAUUUGUCUAUCGGCUGCAUUUGUGGGAUGGACUUUUGGACCAAAUUUCAGAUCGUUCCCACUAUGUUGUCUGGAGAUUCCGUGAAUGCAGCGGUCCUGGAAAAUAUGUCUUCGUCCUCCAACUGUUUGUCGCUAGAAGAAGAAAGAAAAUUAGAGGAGAUUAAAUCGAGUUUUUUAGCAGCAGGUCACGGUAAACUCACCAUUACUCCUAUGGCCACUCAUCGGAUCGUCUUGAAGGAGGAAUUCAAAGGCAAGCCACCAGUCCGUCAAUUCCCGUACGUGAUGUCUCCGAAAACGCAGGCGUUGGUAGCAGUAGAGCUGGAGCGGUUACUCGAGGCCGGCAUCAUUGAACGGAGCAAUUCGGAUUGGUCGUUGAAUUGUGUGCCGGUCAUCAAACCCAACAAGGUUCGGCUUUGCUUAGACGCACGGAAAAUCAACGAAAGAACUGUCCGUGAUGCUUACCCUCUACCCCACCCUGGAAGAAUAUUAGGUCAGUUACCAAAGGCAAAAUAUUUGUCUACAAUAGACCUGUCCGAAGCGUUCUUACAGGUUCCCUUGGAAAAAGAGUCCCGGAGGUACACAGCUUUCAGUGUGCAGGGAAAAGGGUUGUUCCAGUAUACCCGGAUGUGUUUCGGAUUGGUCAACAGUCCUGCUUCAUUGGCCAAAAUCAUGGAUUCCGUACUGGGUCAUGGUAUACUGGAACCGAAUGUUUUUGUAUACCUCGAUGACAUCAUCGUGGUUACAGAAACAUUCGAGCAUCAUGUGCAGCUUCUUACGGAGAUCUCUCGUCGCCUACGCGAAGCCAACCUAAGUAUCAACCGAGAAAAAUCUCGAUUCGGAGUAUCCGAAGUACCAUUUCUAGGAUACCUUUUAGGAACAGAAGGCUUGAGAACAAAUCCCGAUAAGGUACGGGCAAUCCUUGACUACGAGCGACCAACUACGGUCACGAAACUCCGGAGGUUUCUAGGAAUGGCCAAUUACUAUCGGCGAUUCAUCCCAGACUUCAGUGGGACAACUGCGGCCUUAACAGACCUACUCCAAACCAAGUCCAAGCUGAUUCGUUGGAAUGAGAAUGCUGAGACAGCUUUCGUUCGCAUUAAAGAGCUGUUGAUUUCUUCACCCAUACUGGCAAGUCCCGAUUUCAGCCGACCUUUUACAAUUCAGACCGAUGCCAGCGACGUAGCCGUAGCCGGUGUGUUAACGCAGCAGCAGGAAAACGGAGAGGGUUACAUUGAGGGUUACCAUUUCACCUUGAUUACCGAUUCAUCCGCUCUUACUCACAUCCUUAAUGCAAAGUGGAAAGUCGGAUCUCGUUGUAGUCGGUGGGCGCUCAAUCUGCAGCAAUAUGAUAUGAGAAUAGUGCACAGGAAAGGCAAAGAAAACGUCGUCCCUGAUGCACUUUCUCGUAGCAUUGCAACAGUUGACGGCUCACCUACAACUUGGUACGAUUCCAUGAUGCAUAAAGUUGUGAGUAAACCGGAUGAAUUCGUCGAUUUUAGGGUCGAAAAUGGUAAUCUAUUCAAGUAUAUCUCUGUACCCGACUUCCCACACGACUCGAAUUUCGAAUGGAAGAUGAUACCACGCUCGGAGGGUAUUCCUAAAAUAAUUGAAGAAUGCCACAACUCGUCGUUUCAUUCCGGAUACGAGCGGACGUUAGCACGUAUAAGACAGCGUUAUUACUGGCCUCGGAUGGCGGCCGAAAUUAGGAGUUUUGUUCGGCAAUGCUCGACGUGCAAAGAAGUAAAGCCCUCUAAUGUCGCAAUGGUACCCGAAAUGGGGAAAAUGCGCUUGGCAGACCGGCCCUGGCAGAUAAUCUCCGUGGAUUUCAUUGGCCCUCUCCCCAGAAGUCGUAAAGGCAAUCAGCAUUUGUUGGUGGUUUCGGAUUAUUUCUCGAAAUGGGUUUUAGUUCAGCCUGUGAAGAAAAUCGCUAGUUCAAUCCUGUGCGUUAUUUUGAAAGAUCAAUGGUUCAUGAAGAAUUCUGUUCCUGAGAUAAUUAUUACAGAUAACGGUUCUAGUUUUCUCUCGAAAGAGUUCAAGUCAUUGCUUGAUCAAUUCAAAAUAACACACUGGUUGAACUCACGAUAUCAUUCUCAGGCGAACCCCGUAGAGAGAGUAAAUCGAACCAUCAACGCUGCUAUCCGUACGUAUGUGAAGGAGGAUCAACGCCUUUGGGACACGAAAAUAGCCGAGCUAGAAAUGAUCCUGAACACCAGCGUUCACACGCCCACUGGAUUUACACCGUAUUUUAUCAUUCACGGGCAUGAAUAUGCGGAAUUGGGUAAUGAUUAUCGCCUAGCUCGACACGAUCAGAAUCUUCCUCCCGAGCAGUUUGAGGAGCGACGCAAGGCAUUAUUCAUAGACAUCUAUGAACUUGUCAAGAAGAAUCUUGCCAAGGCGUACGCGAGUUCAAAACGAACGUACAAUUUACGGCUUCGCCCGGCAAAACCGUUUGAAAAAGGGCAGUUGGUAUACCGAAGGAAUAUGAAGCUUUCCAACGCGGCGGAAAGUUAUAAUUCGAAAUACGGCCCUCAGUUUUUGCCAUGUAGGAUCAAAAGUGUGCGAGGUACGUCCUCGUACGAGCUAGAGGAUAUGAAUGGCAAGGACCUAGGCAUUUGGCCAGCGGCUCACAUUAAGCCAACAUAG
This is a messenger RNA of Uranotaenia lowii, 5055 nucleotides long. RefSeq lists its product as uncharacterized. Bases 1 to 5055 code for a protein of 1684 amino acids. The record is from RefSeq and is a predicted model, not a curated record. The transcript has 3 exons. NCBI's taxonomy places the organism in Eukaryota, Metazoa, Arthropoda, Insecta, Diptera, Culicidae. Gene Ontology annotation, molecular function: nucleic acid binding; zinc ion binding. Gene Ontology annotation, biological process: DNA integration.